UAUGACUUCAUUCUAGAGUAUAGAUGCUCAUACGCAUCGCCUUCCCCUCGUAAUUGCAAUAUAUCCCCUCCUUUCAGAUUCCACCUCAUCCUAUUACAUAGCAGAUAUGUAUCGAGUAUGCAUGUUGCCCGACCAAAUAGUAGGACUAGUACUCCUUAAAGAUCCAUUACAUUAUAUCCUUAUAUCCCCUGAUUUAGUGUUAUCCAACCCGGUUUUUUGCUGCCCAUCCCUAUAACUAUGAGUAGCUAUAGCGAUGAUGCUAGCAGGUCUAGCUCGUCCUCAGAUGGCGCAUUCCGUGAUAGUUUCGGUAACCGAGCCGAUCGAAUCACUCUACAAGUCGGCGAACGUCGAUUCACCACACUUCGCGAAACCCUUAUCGAAAGCGAGUAUUUUGCAGCGCGCCUCUCUGGGAGGUGGAAUGAUGCUGAUGAAGACGGCUCCUACUUCGUCGAUGCUAAUCCGGUCCUCUUCGAGCACAUCCUUAGUUAUCUCCGAAGCGGGAAUUUCCCCGUCUUCUUUGAUAGCAACACGCUUACCUUCGACCACGCCAAGUACUUAUCCCUGCUAGGCGAUGCUCGAUACUUUGGCAUUCGCAAACUAAUCGAAUGGAUCGAAAGGAAGAAAUAUCUAGGCGUUGUUGAAAUCACGAGAUCGGUGAUCGUUGAUGAUGAUGUUAAUAGUGUAUCGAUGCAUUCCCAUAUGAGCGGGGUGCCGGGGGAUAGCAAAGUCGAUCUCACAACUUCAUGGGGCUUUAAUAAGAUAUAUGUUUGUCCAAGAAACCUCCACUUUCACCCUACUUCGUCGACAUGUGGGUGCGACUUGGCUAAAAGACGAGAAGAAGGCGAUAAAUUUAGAGAUGAAUUAGUCUUGAGGGCUGUUGUCACUAUCACUACUGCAACGUUCAAUCCGAACUGUUGCCUUGGUCAUGGGGGGAUUGAUUGAUGUCAGAUUGGGGCUAUUAUACAUACGGGAAUAUUGUUAACGCUGUAUACAAGGCUGUUAUGAUCAAACUACCUUAUAUUCUUCCAAGUCCAUUCUCUUUCCCUUAUGGCGAUGC
Messenger RNA from Daldinia decipiens, 1057 nucleotides. Its product is annotated as BTB/POZ protein. NCBI's taxonomy places the organism in Eukaryota, Fungi, Ascomycota, Sordariomycetes, Xylariales, Hypoxylaceae. Gene Ontology annotation, molecular function: protein binding. The transcript has 3 exons. Gene Ontology annotation, biological process: protein homooligomerization. The coding region runs from base 238 to 942 and encodes 234 amino acids. The record is from RefSeq and is a predicted model, not a curated record.